Molecule: messenger RNA, 1066 nt
Organism: Aspergillus uvarum CBS 121591
Lineage: Eukaryota; Fungi; Ascomycota; Eurotiomycetes; Eurotiales; Aspergillaceae
Product: zinc-dependent alcohol dehydrogenase family protein
Exons: 3
Coding region: 20-1066 (348 amino acids)
Molecular function (GO): oxidoreductase activity
Source: RefSeq, a predicted model, not a curated record
CUCACACCGACCCAAAACAAUGCCCCCCACACUCCCUACCACCCGGCGCGCCUUCCGCCGAACAGACGACUACACCCCCGGCACCGCCAAACUCUACGCCGUCGACGAACCCCUGCCGCCCCUAGGCCCAACUUCCGUGCUGAUCAAAAUCCACGCCAUCGCCCUCAACUACCGCGACGCCAACAUCGCCAACGGCGGGAACCCGUGGCCCGUCCUUCCGCACGGGAUUCUGGGUAAUGACGCCGCCGGGGAAGUCGUUGCCGCCGGCGACAAGGUCACCACCCUCGCCGUCGGCGACCGCGUCGCCCCCAUCAUCGACACGCAGUUCGUGUCCGGUCGGGAGCUGGGCCGCAGCUGGCUCGCGGCCGACGAGGACGGAGUCAUGGCGGACCACGUCGUCUUCGACGAGCGGGUGGUCGUCAAGCUGCCGGCGUAUCUGGACUGGAUUAGUGCGGCGACGAUCCCGUGCGCGGGCGUGACGGCGUGGUCUGCGCUCAAGGGGAUGAGCAUCGGGCAGACAGUGCUGAUUCAGGGGACCGGCGGCGUGAGUGUCUUUGCGCUGAAGCUUGCGCGCGCGGCGGGCCUACGCGUGAUCCUGACCUCGUCGAGCGAUGAGAAGCUCGCAGCCAUGCGGGAGAAGUAUGCCGAUCCGCCGUUGUUGACGGUGAACUACUCCAAGAUUUCGGCGUGGGAGGAGGAGGUGCUCCGGUUGACGGACGGGGUGGGCGUGGACAUUGUGGUGGAGAACGGGGGCACGCCCUCGCUUGUGCAGUCGAUGAAGUGCACGCGGCGCGGUGGGAUUGUCAGCCAGGUCGGGUAUCUGGGGAAGCAAAAGGCGCAGGAUCUGGCGGAGUUGGUGCCGGUUAUUAUCGAUCGGCGGGUGGUUUUGAGGGGUAUUAAUGCCGGAUCGAAGUUUGAUACGGAGGACUUCUGUGCGGCGCUCGCGUCGACGCAAAUUCGAUUGGAUGAUCUGAUUGACUCGGUGUUUCCGUUUGAGAAGGCAGAGGAGGCAGUCGAGUAUAUCUGGCAGGGGAAGCAGGUGGGCAAGAUUGUGCUUCGUUUGUAG